UCCGUGAACUUAUGAACAGCGGUUUUCCGUUCCAACGUUCACCGUUAUUCUCUCUCUCCUCUUCUUAGUGGCGCUGCCAUGCGUGUUUCUGUUACUCUUUGAGACGUUCCAAUUCUUUCUCUCUCACUCUCACGGAGGAAUAAUGUCUCCAAUGCCACUCACACCCACUUGGUAGUAGUAUUUCACUAUUUUCUUUUCCACUCACAUUCUCCAUUCUCUGUUACUCACUCUUUCAUUUUGCAUUCCUGGCUACUUUUAGCUUUGCUAACUUGACAGCACCAUACCCAUUAUUCCUUCCCAACGCAUAACUACGCAGCUGCACAAGGUUAAACUUAAAGGCUGUUUUGUUUUGUUUCUUUUACGGGACAAAGAGGACAUUCUUUCUUUCAUCAGAUCUGCAAAGGAAAAGAAAAAAAAAUGUCUUAGAUAGCCAAGUGAGUUUCAACUUUGCUUAUCUUCCGAUAUAUUUUGAAUUUUCUCGAUUCUGCCAUCUCCUCUGAAAAGUUGCUACCGAAUAAAGAGCUAAAAGAUGCACCAUAUCUGCUACAAGUUGAACACACACGCUACUUUUUUAUUAAAAAAAAAAAAAGAAAAUUGAAUAUACUAGUAUUAUUUUGCUUUUUUUUAAAAAAAAAAAAAAACUUAAAAAACACAGCCUGCGAGCUCAUUCUUUUAUGCACAAGUUUCUCAGUGUCCGCUUCUACUUUCUUAGACAAUAUUCUAGGAAUCAGAUUUCCUUUUCCAGUUUCCACACUUUUUUUUUUAUUAUUUUUCAUUCUCUUUUUCGGUUUUCCCCUUUGUCUCAAGAGGGAGGGAACUUGUGUCUUUUUUGUUUAAACUAACUAACAAACUUGUGGUGAUUCAUUUAAGUCUAUGCAGAAUUAGUCUUGUGUUGCAGUGUGAAAAAGGGUAGAAGAGCAGAAGAAACACCUCGUUCCUUGCUGCUGUUUGGAACUGGAAGGAAAAAUUGUGAAAUGGAAUUUCUACCCAUUUUGUCUUCCAUUUCCCUUUUGUUGUGUUUGGUUUUGUGGCAAGGAAGUGGUGAACCUGUUGAAGAUAAGGAGGCUUUGCUUGACUUUGUGAACAAGUUCCCUCCUUCAAGGCCUUUGAAUUGGAAUGAGAGUUCCCCCUUGUGUGAUUCUUGGACUGGAGUGACUUGCAAUGUAGACAAGUCCAAAGUAAUAGCAAUUAGGUUGCCAGGGGUUGGAUUUCAUGGCAGUAUUCCACCUGAUACUAUUAGCCGCCUCUCGGCACUGCAAACUUUGAGCCUCAGAUCCAAUGUAAUAACUGGCCAUUUUCCUUCUGAUUUUUUCAAUCUCAAGAACUUGUCUUUUCUCUAUCUUCAGUUCAACAAUAUUUCUGGUCCUUUGCCUGACUUCUCAGCCUGGAAGAACCUCACUGUUGUCAAUUUGUCCGAUAACCAUUUCAAUGGCACCAUCCCUUCCUCCCUUAGCAAAUUGACUCAGCUUGCUGGUUUGAACCUUGCAAACAACACCCUUUCUGGAGAAAUUCCUGACCUCAACCUGUCAAGACUGCAGGUGCUGAAUUUGUCCAACAACAACUUGCAGGGCAGUGUUCCUAAAUCCCUGCUAAGGUUUUCUGAGUCUGCAUUCUCUGGGAAUAACAUUUCCUUUGGAAGUUUUCCCACGGUUUCUCCGGCGCCUCAACCAGCUUAUGAGCCGUCUUUCAAGUCCAGGAAGCAUGGAAGGCUCAGCGAAGCGGCGCUGCUGGGAGUUAUUGUUGCUGCUGGUGUUUUAGUCCUCGUGUGUUUUGUUUCUUUGAUGUUUGUGUGCUGCUCAAGAAGAGGUGAUGAGGAUGAGGAAACAUUCAGUGGAAAGUUGCACAAGGGAGAAAUGUCUCCUGAGAAAGCAGUUUCAAGGAACCAGGAUGCAAAUAAUAAACUGGUUUUCUUUGAGGGAUGUAAUUAUGCCUUUGAUUUAGAGGAUUUAUUGAGGGCUUCUGCUGAGGUUCUGGGAAAGGGAACGUUUGGAACUGCCUACAAGGCAAUACUUGAGGAUGCAACCACGGUUGUUGUGAAGAGGCUGAAGGAGGUAGCCGUUGGAAAGAAGGAUUUUGAGCAGCACAUGGAGAUUGUAGGAAGUCUUAAGCAUGAGAAUGUGGUUGAGCUCAAGGCAUAUUAUUAUUCCAAAGAUGAAAAACUCAUGGUAUAUGAUUACCACAGUCAGGGGAGCAUCUCUUCCAUGUUGCAUGGCAAAAGAGGAGAGGAUAGGGUGCCUUUAGAUUGGGAUACUCGGCUGAAAAUAGCCUUAGGUGCUGCAAGAGGCAUUGCUCGUAUCCAUGUUGAGAAUGGUGGCAAGCUUGUGCAUGGCAACAUAAAAUGCUCGAACAUCUUCCUCAAUUCCAAACAGUAUGGCUGUGUGUCUGACCUUGGCCUGGCAACCAUAUCAAGCUCACUUGCCUUACCAAUAUCACGAGCAGCCGGUUACCGUGCACCCGAAGUUACAGACACCAGAAAGGCAGCACAGCCCUCAGAUGUUUACAGCUUUGGUGUAGUGUUGCUAGAGCUUCUGACUGGGAAAUCCCCUAUCCACACAACUGGUGGUGAUGAGAUUAUCCACCUUGUGAGGUGGGUUCAUUCGGUUGUGCGCGAGGAGUGGACAGCUGAAGUGUUUGACUUGGAGCUGAUGAGAUAUCCUAACAUAGAAGAAGAGAUGGUGGAAAUGUUGCAGAUAGCCAUGUCAUGUGUGGUUAGGAUGCCUGAUCAGAGGCCUAAGAUGUCUGAAGUUGUGAAGAUGAUUGAAAAUGUGAGGCAGACUGAUGCACAGACUCACUCAUCAUCUGGGAACCAAGCAGAACAACUUAAAUUUUCUCAACGUGACAAUGGUAACUCUCCUUCCACUCCCUCCUACUUCCAGAGAGGAAGUGAAUGAAAGAACCUUUGUUUGUGAUUUGAGUGCAUCUUGUCAAUGUUUAACUCCAAGUUCUGAACAAGAGCGUGGUUAUUAUUAUUAUCAUUAUUAUUUUUUCUCAUAUUUAAGUUGCCUGAGUUAUUUAAAUACUAUUAACUAGUGGGCUAGUAUUUGAUUUGACCCUGCCCAAAAGGAAGCGCCAUGCGCUGCCGUACAGCAAUCUAAGUGGUUAUAACUUAUAAUGUGAAGCAUUUCUUUUGUGUGUAAACUGUGCAGUCUUUACCAAGAAGGUGCACCUGUUUGUUUUUCCCUUGCAAGAGGUCUAACAACUAUUACCUCUUGUUUAUUUAUUAUAUUAGAAUUUUUUGAGAAA
This is a messenger RNA of Glycine soja, 3243 nucleotides long. Its product is annotated as probable inactive receptor kinase At4g23740. Gene Ontology annotation, biological process: protein phosphorylation. The transcript is spliced from 3 exons. Lineage: Eukaryota; Viridiplantae; Streptophyta; Magnoliopsida; Fabales; Fabaceae. The coding region runs from base 975 to 2891 and encodes 638 amino acids. The record is from RefSeq and is a predicted model, not a curated record. Gene Ontology annotation, molecular function: ATP binding; protein kinase activity; protein binding.